UGAGUAAGUAUUUUAUUUUAUUAUUUAUUUAUUUAUUAUGUUUUUACCUUAAGAAGAAACGACAUGGACGGUAAAUUUUUUUCCGGCUCGUAGCAGUCGAGGUCUUAAUCUGUUUGGCUUCCCUCAAUCUGAGAUGUUUGCAACGAAUCUGACGGCCCGAGAAAUCACGGAAGCGUCCGCGACGAUCAAUCAAAACCUGGUUCAAUCCUUAUCAGAUGGAUUAUCAAAUGGUAGAGGAUCAAUCCAAUUUCUAUCAAUCAAGGGCAAAAUGGACUGCUAAUUCUACAAAGAUAUUUGCAAAUUUGCUGGUUGAACAAAUUCAACAAGGGAAUAGACCCAACAAUGUUUUUAACAAGAAAGCAUGGAAGCAUAUACAAGAAGAAUUUAACAAACAGACUGGCUUAAAAUUUGACAGGCAACAGUUGAAGAACCACCUUGAUGUGUUGAGGAAGAGAUACAAUUAUGUGAAGGUGCUUCUUGACCAAAAUGAAUUUAGUUGGGAUGUUUCUCAAUGCAUGGUAAUAGCUGAGGAUGCUGUAUGGAAAAAAUACAUUGAGGCCCAUCCUGAGGCUGAAGCCAUCAGAAAGAAGGGAUGUCCUAUUUAUGAACAGCUAUGCACCAUAUUUUCAGAUUCUGAAGCUGAUGGAAAAUGUGCUCUAUCCAAUUCAGGAGAAAUGAUGCAUCAGAUGGAUGAAGAUCAAUCUAGGGCGAAGUGGAGUACAUCACUUGAGAAGAUAUUUGUGGAAUUGAUGCUUGAGCAAGUUCUACAGGGGAAUAGAUCAAACAAUUCUUUUAGUAAGAAAGCAUGGAAUUAUAUAUGUGAUGAAUUUAAUAGACAAACAGGGUUAAAUUUUCAUAAGCAGCAACUGAAGAACCGCCAUGGUGUUUUGAGGAGACUGUACAAUAGUCUGAAGUUACUCCUUGAUCAGGAUGGCUUUAGCUGGGAUGAGUCCCGGGGUCUGGCAAUUGCUGAGGAUGAAGUGUGGGCAAAAUAUAUUGAGGAGCAUCCUGAAGUUGAGUCAAUAAGAUUCAAAGGUUGUCUAGUGUAUGAACAGUUACACGGAAUAUUCUCAGACCUAGAAAGUGAUGGAAAAUCUGCUUUUGCUGCUACUACCCAGAUGGAUGAUCUACCUAGUCAAGAUCAAUCAAAGCUAGAUCAGUCUCGGGCAAAGUGGAUGCCAUCCUUGGAUAAGAUAUUUGUAGACUUGUUGGUUCGGAAGAAUCAACAAAAUUGUGUUUCUAACAAGAAAGCAUGGAAGGGCAUACGGGAAGAAUUCAAUAAGCAGACAGGUUUAAAUUUUGAAGAGCAACAAUUGAGGAACCAUCAAAGUGUUCUUAGGAGGUGGUAUAAUAAUAUAAAUUCCCUUCUUUAUCAAGCUGGCUUCAGUUGGGAUGAAUCCAAGCACAUGGUAAUGGCUGAUGGGAAAACAUGGGAAAAUCACAUCAAGGCAUAUCCCGAGUGUGAAACAAUCAGAAACAAGGAAUGCCCAAUUUUCAAACAGCUAUGCCUCCUGUUCUCAGGGUCCGAAGCUGAAGGCAGAUAUGUUCAAUCAGGUCAUGACUUUGAGUUGGAUCAUGAAAUAGUUACAGCAAAUGCUCCCGAAGCUGCCAGCAUGUCUGCUGAACCAGUAGCAGACGAGGCAUCCUCACAGCCGGGAGAUGACAUGAACAUACCAGAUGGAUGGAAUAAGCGCAGGAUUACAACAUUAAAUCAAUGUUUCCAGAGGAGAACCCAUACAGAAGCCAGUCACAAUGUUGAAGAUGCAGUGUUAGAGACAGCUUGCAGGAGGAAAAAGAGGGCAUCAAUGCUGUCACAGAGAAGUGACCAGUUUUCAAUAUCCAGUUGCAUUAAAGUAUUGAACGAGAUGGAAGGAGUUGAGGAGGAUCUCUAUUUGGCCGCAUUGGAUUUGUUUCAGGACCCUGACCGAAGGGAAACAUUCAUAUCCAUUAGAAGUGAUAUCAGAAUGCCAUGGCUGAAGGGAAAGUGUAGUUCUAUGUCAUAGUUUUCCUCUAGUAAACCUCAUUUUUGUCCUUUUAUUUCCGUUGUGUAUACGUGGAAGAUCAAAUAGAUGGUGGUGGUGGUGGAAGUAUGUAUUUCCGGUUGUCUAUAUAAAUUUCUUUUUUAAUUAAUUUUUUUUAAAGCAAUAUAUGUAUACAGGCAGA
Molecule: messenger RNA, 2163 nt
Organism: Vitis vinifera (wine grape)
Lineage: Eukaryota; Viridiplantae; Streptophyta; Magnoliopsida; Vitales; Vitaceae
Product: L10-interacting MYB domain-containing protein
Exons: 7
Coding region: 216-2003 (595 amino acids)
Source: RefSeq, a predicted model, not a curated record